AUGGUGUCCUUAGCUUGUCUCCUCUUGCUACCAGGCAUUCUAUCCGGAUUAUUCGUCGUCCGUACCGUCGCCGCGCCAGCCACCUACAAUCAACAGCAAGCCGGUGAUCUGAACGUUCACGCGCAAUUGGACAACAUUAUGUUCAUCAUUAGCCAUACAUUCGACGGGAAGCUGAUGAAUUUAUUAGCGGAACAGGCGGCGAACCAUCUGAACCGUAUUGGGUUCAGGCAGGCGGCGUCGAAGCCACUCCAGUCGGCGGAGAAACCAUUGGAGGCGACGAUCUAUGAAACAGAGGACGAGGAAUCGGGUAAAGAGCCUUACCAUGUGGAAAUCUUUCGUAUAGAGAAGGACGACGCCGUGGCAAGGAACAAACCCACGGAGAAAUUGAAGGAGGCUGGUACCGUGGAGGUUUCCAGUGUCAAUAACGUCGAGACAGGAUCACCGUUGAAGAAUCUCAAAGAUGGUCCAGCCCCGCAGGUGUCUAUAGACGGUAAAAGAGUAGAAAAAAAAUCGAAGAGCCUUUGGGGGAACCAGAAAAGCCGCGGUAGGCUCGCCGAUGGUCCAACCGAGGUAAGCAGAACGACGGUACACGUGGACUCGACCGUGGAGAAUCUAGCCCAGGCUGAUGAUCUCACGGUGAAAGAAGUCUCCAAAGCGACAAGACCCGGGAUAACGUUGAAGAAACAGUUGUCCAAGAAGGAACAGGAGAAUUUGUCCACGGUGUCCGAGGAGCGAAACGAACUGGGCAAUAAAGCCGACGAACUGGUCCUGCUGGGUGGUGGCAUCGAAAAUUGUGGACCAGGUAGAUACAGAGACAAGUCGGGUAUCUGUCAGAAUGACAAAGAUUUUUAUUGA
Molecule: messenger RNA, 855 nt
Organism: Dufourea novaeangliae
Lineage: Eukaryota; Metazoa; Arthropoda; Insecta; Hymenoptera; Halictidae
Exons: 2
Coding region: 1-855 (284 amino acids)
Source: RefSeq, a predicted model, not a curated record